Molecule: messenger RNA, 495 nt
Organism: Helianthus annuus (common sunflower)
Lineage: Eukaryota; Viridiplantae; Streptophyta; Magnoliopsida; Asterales; Asteraceae
Exons: 2
Coding region: 1-495 (164 amino acids)
Source: RefSeq, a predicted model, not a curated record
AUGCCAUCCGAUUCUUCGAGCUCUUCAUCCGACGGUGUUCUUAACGAUAUGGUUAUCGCAAUUACACAGGAGGCGAUUAAUUAUUUGCGAGAAGAAGCCAAAUCCUCUACAUCACGUACCAGACAACCGGCUCUUGAACGAGAUCGGUUAGGUGCUCAUGAACGUCUAGUGCAAGAUUAUUUUUGUGAAAAUCCGUUGUACGAUGAUAUUCAGUUUAAGCGUAGGUUUCGUAUGAGUUGUCGUCUUUUCAUUAAAAUUUCUAAAGAUCUUGCGGGCGAAUUCCCUUUUUUCACGCAAAGAGAAAGUGCUAGUCACAAAAUUGGUUUCUCUGGAAUACAAAAGUGUACAACAGCAAUUAGGCAACUAGCGUACGGCACAGCGAGUGAUGCGUGGGAUGAAUAUUUAAGGAUGUCGUUAAGAAUGUGUCGUGAUUCUCUGAUUCUCUUGAAAAUUUCUGUGAAGGUGUUAUCUCUCUGUACGGGAGACGAUAUUUGA